Messenger RNA from Paramecium octaurelia, 1042 nucleotides. Lineage: Eukaryota; Ciliophora; Oligohymenophorea; Peniculida; Parameciidae. The record is from the annotation of a GenBank genome assembly.
AUGAGUAAUUCAUAGCAAACACCGUGUCCAUUUCAUGAUGGUUAAUUUAUUACAUUGAUUCGUAAGAAUAUUAGAUCUGAAGGUAACAAUAAAAUGUGCACAAAAUGCUUUUUCGAUGAAGAAAAUCUUCAAAAGAAAGAUGUUAUAAUAAUUGAUGAAUUUGAUACCAAAAUAGCAAAUUUGGGUUCAUCCUUAGAAACAAUAUAACAUACAUCAUUAUAAUAAUUGGAAAUAUUAAAUGACAUCAAUUAAGAAAAAGAUAGAUUAGGGCAAGCCAUCGUUGAAAUGGGACAGAAAAAAUAGUCUUUAGAUAAUUUUAUAAAAACAUCUUAAAGUUCUUUUUAAUUAGGGAGUGUUAAUUUAAGUGACAAUUAGGUAAGUGAUUUUAUGGAGCUAUUUAAUCAACAGGAAUUGUUAAGAAAUAUUAAUUUAGAGUUAUAAAGAUCUCUUGAUCCAUUAAGAGAUUUAAGGACAUGUUUAAAAUAAUAACGAGAAAAAAUUCUAUAAGAUAUCUAAUUAAUAAAUCAGAUUUUAAAUGGAAAACUAUCAAUCUAAUCAGAAAAUUAACUUUAGUAAAUUCAAUUUGAAGAGCCUAAAUCAUAUUUUUCGAUAAGUUUUACAUAAUAUUUAAAAUAGGUGUUGCAUAAAGUAUGUAAACUCCUACUCCAGCAGUGAAAUAAUCCGAAUAUCUCAAUUAAAAUUAGUAGUAAUAAAGUGAUGAAUCCUUUUAAAAAUCGAAGAUGCGUUAAAUAUAAUUAUUAUACUAGAAAUUAUAAAAAACAAUAUUGAUAGUUAAUAAAAUGAAGUUAACAGCAAUUAAGUUAUUAUGAUAAUACUAAAUUUCCCUUAAUGGAAUGAUACAUAGAAUAUUGAAGUGAAUCAAAGUGUAACUGUAGGAGAAUUAAUUUAGCAUUGCAAAACAGAAUUUUCAUUAUAAAAUAACAUAGAAAUUCAUUAUAAUAACAAAGUUCUAUCAGAAAAAAGUACUUUUCAAGAAUUGAAUAUUUAAAGUGGUUAGCAUAUGAUAUGUUAAAUAAAUUGA